AUGCGUGGUUUUGGAAUGACACCGUCAAAGACGCGGUACACAAAGAAACGAUUGUAUCAUGAGUUUCUUAUCGAUAAAACAGCGGAGCGAUGGAAUGCAUACAGAACAGCGCGAAGAGAUGCAAAACAGGCUAUAGCAGCAACCAAAUCCUCACGCUAUGCUAAUAUAUACUCAAAACUUGACACACGUGAAGGAGAGCGGGACUUACAUCGACUCGAUAAAGCAAGACAUCACAAUUCAGAAGAUGUUCAUCGGUUCUACGGAGUCAAUGAUGAGACGGGUAAUCUGCUAGUUGAUUGGAAGAAGGCCAGAGAACGAUGGCGCAGCUACUUCAAGAAGAUCUCAACAGAAGAUUCCUCCCAUCCACCAAUACCCACCGGCCAUGCUGUUGAAGGGCCCGUAAGAGAAAUUGCAGUCGAAGAAGUCAAGACUGCUUUGAAGAAAAUGAAGCCUGGGGAAACCACCGGCCCAGAUGACCUUGCAGCAGAGUUAUGGUGUUCACAUCACUGGAAGGCAGCCGAAUGGUUAACGGAACUCUUCAACAAGAUCAUUGACGACGGACAAAUAUCAGCUGAUUGGGAUCAGGGCAUCACCGUGCCUAUCUUUAAGAAGAAGGGAAUUCUCGCUGAGUGCACCAACUACCGUCCAGUUCGACUUCUCUGCCAUGCUAUGAAAAUCUUUGAGCGUGUUCUGGACCAAAGGAUCCCACUUCGACAGCAUGAUGUGCCGGAGCAGCUUAUUAACUGGGUGCAGUUACUUCAUGCACAGCCGAGAAGUUAUGUCCAUACAACCUCAGGACUAUCCAAGGACUUCCUCAUCACUGUCGGCGUCCAUCAAGGUUCUGCAUUAUCACCACUUCUGUUCAUUCUUGUAAUGGACAGUAUGACAGCUGACCUGCACCGGCCGUUACCAUGGACCCUACAUUAUGCUGACAACGUGAUGCUGGCAGCAGAAAACAGGCCUGAUCUGCAGAGCCUAACUCAAGAACUGAGUGACCAGUUGGAGCAACACGGUUUGAGCCUUAAUUUGAAGAAAACCGAGUACAUAACAUCAGACAGACAAGAAAUGGGAACCAUCACGAUUAAUGGUGAAGAUCUGACUCGUGUAAGUUUAAGUACCUUGGUUCCAUGA
This is a messenger RNA of Schistocerca nitens (vagrant locust), 1131 nucleotides long. RefSeq lists its product as uncharacterized. NCBI's taxonomy places the organism in Eukaryota, Metazoa, Arthropoda, Insecta, Orthoptera, Acrididae. The record is from RefSeq and is a predicted model, not a curated record. The transcript is spliced from 2 exons. The coding region runs from base 1 to 1131 and encodes 376 amino acids.